AAUAACCCCUCAAACCCCCACCAAUCUCACAGAAUCAACAAAAAUGAAGCUUACCCCUAACCUCAGCAUCCCCCUCUCCACCCUCCUCCUCCUUAUUCUCCUCCCCACCCCCACCCACACCACAGACUGCACCGAAGCCGAAAUCUCCCAAUGGUCCACCUCAAGUUGCACCUGCCACGACCCAAACACAUUCACAACCUGCCCCCACACCUGCCCCCUCGGCCCAUCCAGCGCACAAUGCGCCCCCAACCCCAACACCCCCCUCCAACAAUGUCACGUCGGCUGCACAGACGCCAACAAAGACUGCUCCACCUGCGCCCUCUACUUCGGCGGAAUGUGCCGGUGCAUCAGCUCCCAAAACUGCUUCCACGACGCCUCCACAGACCCCUGGACACUCCUCCACGACCACAAGCUCAUCACCACCUCGCACCACACACCAGGCAUUCUCAACCUCCACGGCGAUAACAGGGGCUGGGAACUAGGCCAGAUUGUUUUCGCCACGGGCACGGUGUCGAGCCGCGCGGAUGGGGCACUCGCCAUGAAUUCAGUGCAUUCGCGCUCCGAGGAGCAGGUGCAUGUCCAUGUUUGUGAUCGGCCGGUUAGUGUGUUCAGGACGUAUUUGAAUGGGAUUGCUUCGCCGGCUGCGUAUGCGCAGGGCUUGACGCCGAUGGAUUUUGAUCAGUUGGGGUUCCAGAAGCAUAGUGUGCUUUGUCGCGCGGAGAAGGCGGGGUCGUUGGAUGUUGCCGAUGUGAUUGAGUCUUAUCUCAAUGGGUUGUCGUCUGCGGCGCCGUGUGCUUGGUAUUAUGCUGGCGCGGGUCUGAUUAGCGAUCAGAAGGGGUAUACGUGGGGGUGUGUUACCACAACGGGGUCGGCUGAGUUUCUGUUCUGUAUGAAUUAGUUUGCUCGUGUGGGAUGGAAACGAUUGUUAGCCGUAUUGUUAGCCACGUGGGUAGGUUUGAGUGAAUGAGUGUAUGUGUGGUAUGGAAAGCAUGUAUACGCCACAUGAGUCUAUCUUAAAAAGCAACCAUUAAAUAAC
Molecule: messenger RNA, 1036 nt
Organism: Aspergillus candidus
Lineage: Eukaryota; Fungi; Ascomycota; Eurotiomycetes; Eurotiales; Aspergillaceae
Exons: 1
Coding region: 44-898 (284 amino acids)
Source: RefSeq, a predicted model, not a curated record